This is a messenger RNA of Calidris pugnax (ruff), 3291 nucleotides long. RefSeq names its product adducin 1 (gene ADD1). NCBI's taxonomy places the organism in Eukaryota, Metazoa, Chordata, Aves, Charadriiformes, Scolopacidae. Bases 154 to 2934 code for a protein of 926 amino acids. Gene Ontology annotation, biological process: positive regulation of establishment of endothelial barrier; positive regulation of adherens junction organization; barbed-end actin filament capping. Gene Ontology annotation, molecular function: actin filament binding. The transcript has 18 exons. The record is from RefSeq and is a predicted model, not a curated record. Gene Ontology annotation, cellular component: postsynaptic density; cytoskeleton; adherens junction.
CGGGAGCGGCGGGAGGCGGAGCGCGGCGCUGGGGCUCAGCGGCGGCGGAGACAGCCUCGGCGGGGGGGACCGUCUGCACCGGCCCCCUUCUUUCCCGCUCCCUUCCUCCGGCCGCCCUUUCUCAUCUGGCCUCGGGUUCCUUAAAACUGUGCUAUGAAUGGUGAUUCUGGUGUGGGGGUGGUGACUUCACCACCUCCAACAACAGCCCCUCAUAAAGAGAGGUAUUUUGAUCGAGUUGAUGAAAAUAAUCCAGAUUAUUUGAGAGAGAGAAAUAUGGCACCUGACCUUCGCCAGGAUUUUAACAUGAUGGAGCAGAAGAAGAGAGUCUCCAUGAUUCUUCAAAGCCCAGCUUUUUGUGAAGAACUGGAAUCUAUGAUCCAGGAACAAUUUAAGAAGGGGAAGAACCCAACAGGUUUAUUGGCUUUACAGCAGAUUGCAGAUUUCAUGACAACGAACGUACCAAACGUCUACCCUGCAGCACCCCAAGGCGGAAUGGCUGCCUUAAACAUGAGUCUUGGCAUGGUGACACCUGUGAAUGAUCUGAGAGGCUCAGAUUCCAUUGCUUAUGAAAAAGGGGAGAAGUUGUUACGAUGUAAAUUGGCGGCUUUCUACAGAUUAGCAGAUCUCUUUGGCUGGUCUCAGCUUAUUUACAAUCAUAUAACAGCCAGAGUAAAUUCUGAGCAGGAGCACUUCCUCAUUGUACCUUUUGGACUCCUCUAUAGUGAAGUUACUGCAUCUAGUCUGGUAAAAAUCAAUAUUCAGGGAGAUGUAGUUGAUCGUGGAAGCACUAACUUGGGAGUAAACCAAGCUGGUUUUACUUUGCACUCUGCAAUUUACGCAGCUCGACCUGAUGUUAAAUGCAUCGUUCAUAUCCAUACGCCAGCAGGGGCAGCGGUUUCUGCAAUGAAGUGUGGUCUCUUGCCAAUCUCACCUGAAGCACUUUCUCUAGGGGAAGUAGCUUAUCAUGACUACCAUGGCAUUUUAGUGGAUGAUGAAGAAAAGGUGGUUAUUCAGAAAAAUUUGGGGCCUAAAAGCAAGGUCCUUAUUCUCAGAAACCACGGCUUAGUCUCAGUUGGAGAGACUGUUGAGGAGGCUUUCUACUAUAUUCAUAAUCUAGUGCUUGCCUGUGAGAUUCAAGUACGCACCCUGGCCAGUGCAGGUGGACCUGACAAUUUAGUGCUUUUAGAUCCUGGAAAGUAUAAAGCCAAGUCUCGUUCCCCUGAGUCUCCAGCAGGUGAGGGUACUGUAUCCCAUCCAAAAUGGCAGAUUGGCGAACAGGAAUUUGAAGCUCUUAUGCGAAUGCUUGAUAAUCUGGGUUACAGAACCGGCUAUCCCUAUCGAUGCCCUGCUCUGAGAGAGAAAUCUAAAAAGUACAGCGAUGUUGAGAUUCCAGCUAGUGUCACAGGGUACUCCUUCACUAGCGAUGGCGAAUCAGGCACUUGCUCCCCCCUCAGACACAGUUUUCAGAAACAGCAGCGAGAGAAGACAAGGUGGCUGAACUCUGGCCGAGGGGAUGAUGCUUCUGAAGAAGGGCAGAAUGGCAGCAGUCCCAAGUCGAAGACUAAGGUGUGGACGAACAUUACACACGAUCACGUGAAACCCUUGCUGCAGUCUCUCUCGUCCGGUGUCUGCGUGCCAAGCUGUAUUACCAACUGCUUGUGGACUAAAGAGGAUGGACAUAGAACUGCCACCUCUGCUGUCCCUAACCUGUUUGUUCCAUUGAACACCAAUCCAAAGGAGGUCCAAGAAAUGAGGAACAAGAUCCGAGAGCAAAACUUGCAAGAUAUUAAAACUGCAGGCCCUCAAUCACAGGUUCUUUCUGGGGUAGUUGUGGACAGAAGUCUUGUACAGAGAGUAACUGUCUAUAAGGAUGCUCCCCUCUCAGACUGUACGGAAUCUAUUGAAGGGCUCGAUCUCACAGAGCAGGCCUUUAGUCCCGCUAAAUCUCUGUCUGUUAGAAAGGGAGAACUGGUGACUGCGUCAAAGGCAAUAAUUGAGAAAGAAUAUCAACCAAAAGUCAUAGUGAGCACAACAGGACCAAAUCCCUUCAACAAACUCACUGAUCGAGAACUGGAAGAAUAUCGCAAAGAAGUAGAAAGAAAGCAGAAGGGACCAGAAGAUAAGAUAUCAAAAUCUGGAGAGACUGUGUUACUGAGACAGACACCAGCUGGGGAACAGAGUACGUUGCUUAGAAAUCAGUCCAUCAGUGAGCAAAAUACAUCAGAGAAAAAAUCUCUGGAUUGGAAAGGCAGAUCCAAAACCUUUCAAGGAACAGAUACGAAGACUUUGCAGGAUCGUGACGUAUCAUCACUGUCUAAAUCUUUAGAUAACACUCAGUUUGCUGCUGCGUGGGUUUCUUGUCAGACCACGCAGCCACUCAUCACAGCCCUUAAUGGAGAAGAGCCAGAUGGGCAGAAGUCCUCCCAUAAGGAAUUUCAUACUGCAGUGAUCAAAGCACUGAGGUCCGAUCCUGACCUUUUGGCUGAGGCCUCAGAGCCUUCAGAAGAUGGCAGAGAACAGAAAGAGAGAACUCUCCCUGAUCACCCUUCAGCUCGCACUCCUCCCAGUACGCCCAUUAAAAUAGAGGAAGAGACACAGCAGGACCAGACCUACAAAGAUGACAGUGACGCUGCAACUUUCAAGCAAACCCUCCCAGAUCUCACCCCCGAUGAGCCUUCAGAAGCACUCGGCUUCCCUCCCUCAGGGAAGGAGGAAGGGAGAUGUGAUGAAGAUGUGCCCAAAAGCCAAACGGAAUCGCCUGCAGUGGAAAAUAAGUCUCAGCCCGCUGAAGAGCCAGUGACACCAACGGCUGAGGAGGGGACAGCAGCUGAUGCAGGUAGUGAUGAAUCCCCAGGGAAGUCCCCGUCAAAAAAGAAAAAGAAGUUUCGCACUCCUUCCUUCCUGAAGAAGAGCAAAAAGAAGAGUGACUCCUAAAGGCCAAACACACUGCAGAAACACUGUCAUAUUUGAAAAUUCAUUAACCACUAGAAUGUACCAGAUCGUACUGAGUGUUUUGUCUUAUUACGUAAAUGAAUGCAGCAAGUAAUCCAACCAGCCCCUCAAGUUACGGCUUGAUUAAGGUUAUAACCAGAAACUAAUGUCCAAAAAGGUGCUAAUCCUGUGUUUUCAGCAGCUACCACACAUCUGAUCCCUAAUUUGUAAUCAAAUGUAAACGACUUCCAUGUGGGAAGGCACUGAAUCGCUAUUUCUAAUUUAAAGCCCGCACUGCUUUACAAAAGAAUGGAAAAAAAAAAAAAUCAUAAUUAAAAACAAACCACAGGUUGCUUACCA